Messenger RNA from Owenia fusiformis, 908 nucleotides. The record is from the annotation of a GenBank genome assembly. Lineage: Eukaryota; Metazoa; Annelida; Polychaeta; Sabellida; Oweniidae.
CAUAAUUUGGAAAGAAAUGCUUGGGAAUUAUCAAUUAAAAGAAUUAAUCAAUUUUAAGGUUAUCGCUGGCCGAAAAACAUUCAAAAUCGUUGUAUGGUAUGGCUAUCAAAAUCGCUCAAUACAAGAAGGAUCAGUAAAAAAUUGGACAAUCGACAAUUGUUUGUUAUCAACUGAUAGAAAUACAGUAAAUGAAAGUGACGUGGUAGUGAUUCCAAUGCAAAUAUAUCGACAAUUUGAAGAUCUACCGCAAAGACGUAAUUCGUUACAGAGAUGGGUCAUGCUUUUUGAUGACUACCCCAGUAUGAUUUUAAAAAGAGAUGGCUGGCAGUCAGGGAAAUUUAAAAGAAUGUUUAACUGGAGUAUGACAUAUCGUUUAGACUCGGAUGUACCAAUACCAUAUGGAUGGACAGAGAAAAGGGAAAAACCCAUAAAAAUCAAGCAGAAUUUUGCAAAUUAUCAUGCUAAUGACACUGCCCUCGCAUCAGCUGUUAUAAGCCAUUGCUCAUAUACAUUAAACAAUAGAAUUAGUUAUGUAAAAGAACUUGAGAAGUAUGUCUCCCUUGAUUUUUAUGGCUAUUGUGGGAACAAGAAAUGUCCUGGGCAACAGUAUGUGACACCUUGUGGUGAAAUUAAAAAGCACAAAUUUUUCCUUGCAUUUGAAAACAGUAAUUGCAUGGAAUAUAUAACAGAGAAACUUUGGCUUCUUAGCUAUGACCAGAAAGUGAUACCAAUCGUUAUGGGGGCUCCUAAGAGUGACUACAUAGCACAAGCACCUCCAAAUUCCUUUAUACAUGUUGAUGAUUUUAAAUCUCCAAAAGCACUUGCUGAAUAUAUCACAAUGCUUGACAAAAAUAAUACAGCUUAUAAUGAGUACUUCCAAUGGCGAAGGCUUUAUACUACACAUUCUA